Molecule: messenger RNA, 2750 nt
Organism: Poecilia reticulata (guppy)
Lineage: Eukaryota; Metazoa; Chordata; Actinopteri; Cyprinodontiformes; Poeciliidae
Gene: cog5
Product: component of oligomeric golgi complex 5
Biological process (GO): intra-Golgi vesicle-mediated transport
Cellular component (GO): COG complex
Source: RefSeq, a predicted model, not a curated record
CUGCUCCAGAAAUCUAUUUGCAAGCUGACCAGAAGAAGUGUACGUCACACACGGAAGUGUCAACAUGGAGGACGGUAAAGAAGUUUCCACGAAUUCACUUCUGAAAGAUGAGUGCUAUUCGAAUUUCCUGGACGAAGAUUUUGACGUGAAGACGUACACAGCACAGGCUAUCCAUCAUGCCGUCAUCGCUGAGCAGUUGGCCAAGCUGGCACAGGGCAUCAGCCAGCUUGACAAGGAGCUGCACAGCCAGGUUGUGGCAAGGCAUGAAGACUUGUUGGCUCAGGCUACAGGGAUCGAGUCUCUUGAAGGGGUUCUUCAGAUGAUGCAGACGAGGAUUAGUGCACUGCAAGCCGCUGUUGAGAGAAUGAGGACAAAGAUUGUUGAUCCCUAUAACAAGAUUGUGGGCAGAAUCACUCAGCUAGCCAGACUGCAGGUGGCCUGUGACCUGCUGCGGAGGAUCAUACGCAUCUUGUACCUGAGCAAGAGGCUGCAGGGCCAGCUGCAGGGUGGCAGCAGGGAGAUCACCAAGGCUGCUCAGAGCAUCAAUGAACUGGACUACUUGUCUCAAGGUGUGGAUCUGAGCGGUAUAGAGGUGAUUGAGAACGAUCUGCUGCUGAUCAGCAGAGCUAGGCUGGAGGUAGAGAACCAAGCCAAGAGACUACUGGAGCAGGGCAUGGAGAUCCAGGUCUUGGUUAUAGUUGGUUUGGUGCAGAACAGUCAUACAACAGUCAUAUCCUGUUCUGCAGCAGUUUGUCCCACAACUGCUCUGAAGAACCCAACCCAGGUUGGAACAGCUUUGCAAGUUUUUUAUAACUUGGGCAGUUUAAGAGAGACUAUCAACUCUGUGGUAGGGGGUUAUCAGACCACCAUAAAGGAUAAUGUCACUAAAGCCCUUGACAUCAAGGGUUUGACACAACCAACUAACCCCAGAGGAGCUCCUGGGAGAGCAGUGAUGCCUACACCAGGCAACACGGCAGCAUUCCGUGCCGCUCUAUGGACCAACCUGGAGAAACUGAUGGACCAGAUAUGUGCUGCAUGCAGACAGGUGCAGCACCUGCAGAAAGUCCUGGUGAAGAAAAGAGACCCUGUUAGCCAUGUGUGCUUUAUUGAUGAGAUUAUCAAGCAGGAUGGUCAGCCAGAUAUUCUCUACACCUUCUGGACAGAUGUAACUGGUACACUCAGUGAGAACUUUCAUCGAGCAACUGAAGCCUCCUCUUUCCUCAAGCAAGCUUUUGAAGGAGAGUACCCGAAACUUCUGCGACUGUACAAUGAGCUGUGGCGCCGUCUGCAGCAGUACAGCACAAGCCUGCUAGGGGCUCUGACGAGCAGCGGAGGGUUGGACAUGCCUCUGGACAUCACUACUGCAGAAAUCGAGAGCCAGGACCUGUUCACACAUGGAAAACAGGACUACAAUCCAGAAAAAGCCCUGAAGGACUCUCUGCAGCCGUAUGAGGCAGCAUACCUCUCCAAGUCCCUGUCCCGUCUGUUUGAUCCCAUCAACCUGGUGUUCCCCAUAGGGGGGCGCAACCCACCCUCCAAUGAUGAGCUGGAAAGCAUCAUAAAAACCAUCAGCAGUGAGCUGAAUGUGGCAUCAGUGGAUCCAAACCUCUCUCUUGCAGUGGCCAAGAAUGCUGCAAAAACCAUCCAACUCUUCUGUGUAAAGUCUGAGCAGCUGCUCUGUACUCAAGGAGAUGCCAGUCAGGUGAUUGGACCAUUGACAGAAGGGCAAAGAAGGAAUGUUACUGUGGUCAACACUCUGUACCGCCUACAACAGGCUGUUGCUAAGAUUAUUUCUGCUUUGGGAGCAUGUCCACCAGCUGCGGUAGAUGCCCUCUUGUCUUCUUUGGAGGGAGUUCAGGCCCUGAUGAGCAGCGCAGUGCAGCCUCUGCUGCAGUCUGUGAGCGACUCUAUUGAGGCCAUCAUCAUCACACUUCACCAAGAAGACUUCUCAGGGCCUCUGUCCAGCCCUGAUAAGCCAGACGUUCCAUGCUCCCUGUACAUGAAGGAGCUGCAAGGUUUCAUCUCCAGAGUAAUGGCCGACUACUUCAAACGUUUCCAGUGUGUGGACUUCGUCUAUGACAACACAGAGUCCAUCGCCCAGAGAGCCAUUGAGCUGUUCCUUCGCCAUGCGAGCCUCCUGCGCCCACUGGGGGAAGGAGGCAAAAUGAGGCUGGCUGCUGACUUUGCACAGAUGGAGAUGGCUGUAGCCCCUCUGUGCAGGAGAGUGUCCGAUUUGGGGAAGCCAUACAGGAUGUUGCGCUCUUUCAGACCUCUGCUGUUUCAGACCAGUGAACUGAUUGCCAGCAGUCCUGCAGUAGGUGACUUGAUCCCCUACAGCACUGUGCUUCACUUUCUCUUCACAAGAGCCCCAUCUGAGCUCAAAUCACCUCAUCAGAGAGCAGAGUGGUCCAUUGCACGUUAUUCCCAGUGGCUGGAUGAUCACCCCUCUGAGAGAGACAGACUCGCCCUCAUCAGGGGGGCCCUGGAGGCCUACGUGCAGUUGGUGAGAGCUCGGCAGGGAAAAGAGUUUGCUUCCAUCUAUCCCAUCAUGCUGCAGCUGUUACAGAGGGCCACCAGUGCUGCUCAGGGGCCCAAAGCCUGAAGGAGCCAGCAGUGGUGCUGCUGUCAGAAUCAGAACUUCUUAAUGUUACUGCAUGUCAUAUACAUUUGCUGGAUCCUGUGCAGGAACAGGCACUGAUGUUUCCAUGUACAACACUGAGUUAACUUUAAGAAUAAAGGAACUAAUGUUU